CUUUCGUACAAAGUUAACUCAAGGUACGUGACGCACCAUGAAAGGUUUGUUCAUACAAUAUUCCCGACAAUUCCUCCCAGUCCAACCAAAGAAUUUCAGCUUUACGAUAUUGGUUUGUGCAUUUACUUAGCUGCGAUCCCUCUCAACAAUGGCUGCGAGUCAUGAGUCAAAUUAUUCUAGUAAUGAGGACAACAAUGCCAAUUUUGCUGCAAAGACCCAGGGGCGCCUACUGCAGUUGAAGAAGGGGCGAGAUGAGCGCAUGAAUGCUAUUGUCCAGGAUUCCGCUACAGAGACGGACAAGUUACGCACCAGCAUCGCCAGGUUUCAACAAGAUCGACGAACAAAAGAAGUCCGCUCCAUUGCCAUUUCUGUGAGCAGGAUUAUUGAAGCAGUAGAGCGUAGGAAAGGCAUUGAGCAGCAGAUGGACACACUCGUUUCUCGUCUGAUCAACAAGACCCGGGAGGUUGAGAGCAUGAUGAAAAUAGGCCUUCGAGGCAGGGAAGACGAUAUGAAGAAGAUCAAAUGACUGGAAUUCACGGCCAUGUUUUCUUGUUGGGACAUUUCAUUCUUGGGCGUCAUGAGACGGGCCAGUGGAAAUGAACCUGCGCAUGAGCCUAUGAUGGACACUCACAAUCAACGAAACCCUCAAAGCUUUUAUGAGUUCUUUGCGCUACUCUCAUUGACGCGGAGACCCUCAAGGACAAGUCUUUGCGAAUGUGCAUCGCUUACUAGUUAAAUGGACAUAUCACGCCACUGCUGACCAUCAAUGUUUACCAUAUUCUCCGGAGGGGAACAUGCAUGGAUUGCCCUUUAUUCUACAUUUAUCGAUCUGUUAUACACGGCUA
Messenger RNA from Fusarium verticillioides 7600, 845 nucleotides. RefSeq lists its product as hypothetical. The transcript has 3 exons. NCBI's taxonomy places the organism in Eukaryota, Fungi, Ascomycota, Sordariomycetes, Hypocreales, Nectriaceae. The record is from RefSeq and is a predicted model, not a curated record. The coding region runs from base 149 to 526 and encodes 125 amino acids.